Molecule: messenger RNA, 1410 nt
Organism: Abrus precatorius (Indian licorice)
Lineage: Eukaryota; Viridiplantae; Streptophyta; Magnoliopsida; Fabales; Fabaceae
Product: amino acid permease 1-like
Exons: 7
Coding region: 1-1410 (469 amino acids)
Cellular component (GO): plasma membrane
Source: RefSeq, a predicted model, not a curated record
AUGAAAGAGGAGGAUCAUUCGGGAGCAAUUCAAAGUGCGUGUUCAGCUCUCGACGAUGAUGGCAAACCCAAAAGAACAGGGACAGCAUGGACAGCAAGUGCUCAUCUAAUAACAGCAGUGAUUGGUGCGGGAGUGUUGUCUUUAGCUUGGGCCAUGGCACAGUUGGGAUGGAUAAUUGGUAUAUCUACACUCUUACUCUUUGCUUGUGUCACUCUUUAUACUUCCAAUCUUCUAGCAGAUUGUUAUAGAUCACCAGACCCUGUCACUGGCAAGAGGAACACCACUUACAUGGAUGCAGUGAAAACCAACUUAGGUGGUAACAGGUAUUUUUUAUGUGGACUCUUCCAAUACAUCAACCUUGUUGGAGCAGCAAUUAGCUUCACAAUAACUACAUCCAUAAGUGCAGUGGCAAUACAAAAAAUUAAAUGUUUCUACCAGAAGGGAAUUGCUACUCAAUGCCGUUUUUCUAAUAAUCCGUAUAUGAUUGGUUUUGGAGUUGCUCAAUUUUUCUUGUCUCAAAUACCCAAUCUUCACAAACUGUCUUGGCUCUCAAUCUUAGCAUCGAUCAUGUCUUUUGGUUAUGCAUUAAUUGGUAUUGGACUUUCUCUUGCUACCAUCGUCCAAGGGAAAGGAAAGAGUACCUCUUUAAUUGGAGGCAGCAAGAUGCGAAGUUCAGCAAACAACAUAUGGAAUAUGCUCAUUGCACUGGGAAACAUUGCACUUGCUGGCACUUAUUCUCAAAUUGCAAUAGAAGUUCAGGACUCUUUGAGAUCGUCACCACCAGAAAACAAAGCAAUGAAGACGGCAAACAAGAUAGGCGUACUCACGAUGACUAUUAUCUUCCUUGCAUGUGCAUGCUCUGGCUAUGCUGCAUUUGGCUCAGAAACUCCCGGCAACAUCCUAAUGAGCUCUGGGUUUAAGAAGCCCUUUUGGCUAAUUGAGUUGGCCAAUGUCUUUGUUAUAGUCCAUGUGGCUGGAGCAUAUCAGGUUGCUGCUCAACCCAUUUUUCGUCUAGUCGAAACAAUGGCUUACCAAAGGUGGCCAAGCUCAAGUUUUGUUAUAAAUGAGUAUCCUAUGAGAAUCGGGAAAUCGAAGUUCAACAUUAGUUUAUUUAGGCUUGUUUGGAGGACCAUAUUUGUGGUGAUAGUAACUGUUCUAGCCAUGGCAAUGCCCUUUUUCAAUGAGAUGCUCGCUCUUCUUGGGGCCCUUGGAUUCUGGCCAUCAUCUAUCUAUUUUCCGGUGGAAAUGUACAUUGCAAGAAAGAAGAUCAAAAUAGGAACAAUCCGAUGGUUUGCACUGCAUGCCUUGAGCUUAUUUUUCUUGGCAGUGUCCAUGGCUAUAGUGUGUGCAGCCAUUCAUGGGUUGAAUCAAGAUAUUCACAAGUACACGCCCUUCAUGUAUAAAGCGUAG